AUGGAAACCCCAGGUGUGCAAACAGCUAAAGAAGGAGCAGACCCGAAGGGAAUUGGCAGAGAUGGAAAACAUGACAAUUCUGGGGGGCCGUUUAUGAAAUUUCAGGGUGCUGACCCAGGUCCACCCUUCCACCAGGAUCUCAUCCAAAGCCUGAGUGUUAUGAAUUCCUUCGUUGUCGACUAUUUCGAGCGCAUUGCCUCCGAGGCUUCGCACCUCAUUCACUACAACAAGCGCCGCACCAUCUCGGCCAGGGAGUUCCAGAGCGCCAUCCGCCUCAUGCUGCUAGGGGAACUGGCCAAACAUGCUGUCUCCAAAGGCACCAAAGCUGUCACCAAAUACACCAACUCCAUUUAG
This is a messenger RNA of Carcharodon carcharias (great white shark), 354 nucleotides long. Its product is annotated as late histone H2B.L4-like. Gene Ontology annotation, molecular function: structural constituent of chromatin; DNA binding; protein heterodimerization activity. The coding region runs from base 1 to 354 and encodes 117 amino acids. The transcript is spliced from 2 exons. NCBI's taxonomy places the organism in Eukaryota, Metazoa, Chordata, Chondrichthyes, Lamniformes, Lamnidae. The record is from RefSeq and is a predicted model, not a curated record. Gene Ontology annotation, cellular component: nucleosome.